UCCGGGGGUGCCAACAACACGUAUGACAAGUUUGGGCAGACGAGGAGGCGAGGCAACGUGACAGUGGGCUCAGGGCUGAUAGUGGCAGCGACAACCACGGAUGACCCCACAAAGGAGUGGAACCUCUUCUUCAUCCCCGGCUCCAACGAUGGCAUCAACUCCAAUCCGGACUGGAGGGCGCCUCUGCACUUCAACUCGUCUCGACUCACCAUGUUUUUGGACUACCCGCAAAUCGGCACUGAUGCUUACGGAUUUUACGUGUCGAUAAACCAAUUCUCGGAGAAGCUUGACGACUACUAUGGUUCUUGCAUAUA
Messenger RNA from Closterium sp. Naga37s-1, 314 nucleotides. The record is from the annotation of a GenBank genome assembly. NCBI's taxonomy places the organism in Eukaryota, Viridiplantae, Streptophyta, Zygnematophyceae, Desmidiales, Closteriaceae.